AUGGCAUUCCGCGGUCCUUUCACGAUACCCCGACAGUUGUUAACUGGGGCCACCUCUUUCGGAGCUCGGCCAACAAUUAGCAGUCGAUUGAGAUGCAUGACCGAUCGACAAGGUCUCGCCACAGCGGUACCACCAGUCACACAAGAUGCGACAGGGUCCAAGGGUCCUACUGCUAUGGUCUUUAUGAAUAUGGGUGGACCUUCCACGACAAACGAGGUGGAGGACUUCUUGAGCAGACUAUUUGCUGACGGUGACUUGAUUCCCCUGGGACGCCUCCAACCUUACAUCGGACCCCUCAUUGCGCGCCGGAGAACCUCAAAGAUUCAGAAGCAGUACUCGGAUAUUGGCGGCGGGUCGCCCAUUCGGAAAUGGUCCGAACACCAGUGUGAGGAAAUGUGCAAGCUUCUGGAUAAGAUGUCUCCUGAAACCGCGCCGCAUAAGCCUUACGUUGCCUUCCGCUAUGCUGCCCCGUUGACCGAGACCAUGUACCAACAACUCCUCGCCGAUGGCUUUGGCAAUGGCAAAGGAGGACGUGCCAUUGCGUUUACACAAUAUCCUCAGUACUCUUGUUCAACAACUGGCAGCUCACUCAACGAGUUGUGGAAGUGGCGUAACCGUCUCGAGGGCAAGCGCGCUAAUGGAGGGUCGGAGAAGGAAGGCACAAUCCAGUGGAGCGUCAUUGACCGGUGGCCAACUCACUCCGGUCUGGUCGAGGCUUUUGCGCAGAAUAUCGAAGCUCAACUCAAGACCUACCCGGAGGAGAAGCGAGACCAAGUCGUAUUGCUAUUCUCCGCGCAUAGCUUGCCCAUGAGUGUCGUCAACCGAGGUGAUCCCUACCCCUCCGAAGUGGCUGCGACCGUCCACGCUGUAAUGCAGCGACUCAAGUUCCAAAACCCCUACCGCCUGUGCUGGCAAUCUCAGGUGGGACCUAGUGCAUGGCUCGGAGCCCAGACCAGCGAUACUGUCCAGGAGUAUGUGAAACGAGGACAGACGGAUUUGAUCCUGGUUCCCAUCGCGUUCACAAGCGACCACAUUGAGACCCUAUACGAGCUUGAUCAGGAGGUCAUCCAUGAAGCCAACAACCCAGGUGUCAAGCGUGCCGAGAGCUUGAACGGAAACCCUGUCUUCAUUAAGGCACUUGCCGAUAUUGCCCACGAGCACCUACAGAAGGGAGAAUUGUGUUCUCGCCAAAUGACAUUACGUUGCCAGGGUUGCACAAGCGAGCGAUGCUUGGGCCAGAAGAAGUUCUUCGCUGGCCCGGAAAAUGCUUCGAUGGUGAUUUAA
Molecule: messenger RNA, 1284 nt
Organism: Penicillium bovifimosum
Lineage: Eukaryota; Fungi; Ascomycota; Eurotiomycetes; Eurotiales; Aspergillaceae
Product: ferrochelatase HEM15
Exons: 3
Coding region: 1-1284 (427 amino acids)
Biological process (GO): heme biosynthetic process
Molecular function (GO): protoporphyrin ferrochelatase activity
Source: RefSeq, a predicted model, not a curated record